Molecule: messenger RNA, 2234 nt
Organism: Nerophis ophidion (straightnose pipefish)
Lineage: Eukaryota; Metazoa; Chordata; Actinopteri; Syngnathiformes; Syngnathidae
Product: Na(+)/H(+) exchanger beta-like
Exons: 9
Coding region: 225-2219 (664 amino acids)
Biological process (GO): proton transmembrane transport; sodium ion transport; regulation of pH
Cellular component (GO): membrane
Molecular function (GO): sodium:proton antiporter activity
Source: RefSeq, a predicted model, not a curated record
GAUAAGAGGACCCUGGCUUGAACGAGCGGCACGUUGCCGACCGUGUUAGAUGUUUUUGUCUCCGCCCACUCGUCGCCACUUUCCCGCCAUGCUUAGACUGGCGUGGAGGGUGUGCGUAAAGGUGCGGCGCGCGGAGGUCUUGUCUCCAUCCUCAUGUUCUCCUCCUCCUCCGCCUCCUCCUCAUCGUCGUCAUCAGCGCCGGGUGUAGCGCACUCUGCCCCAACAUGGCCCCGCCAGCCCCGCGUCUCGCCGGCUUGGCAAGCCUCAUCCUUCUGCUGCUCCUUGGCGCCGUCGACGGCAGCAGUGCGCCGGACAACCGCACACACGCCGGUGAUGGGGAGGGGGCCUCGCACUCCCGGGGAAACGAGUCCGCGCACGGGAAACCGUUCCCGGUGUUGUCGUUCAACUACGAGCACGUCAGGCGGCCCUUCGAGAUCACGCUGUGGAUCCUGCUGGCUCUCCUCAUGAAGCUCGGCUUCCACAUCAUUCCCAGAGUGUCCCACGUGGUUCCCGAGAGCUGCCUGCUGAUAUUUGUGGGGCUCCUGGUGGGCGGCGUCAUCAAGGCCAUCCGGGAGACGGCGCCCGUCCUCGACACCAAGCUCUUCUUCCUCUACCUGCUGCCCCCCAUCAUACUGGACGCCGGCUACUUCCUGCCCAUCCGCCCCUUCACGGAGAACCUGGGCACCAUCCUGGUGUUUGCGGUGGUGGGCACGCUUUGGAAUGCCUUCUUCAUCGGCGGGGUGAUGUACGGCGUGUGCCGCCUGGAGGGCGCCCAGCUGGCCGGCGUGGACCUGCUGUCCUGCCUGCUGUUCGGUGCCAUCGUGUCGGCCGUGGACCCCGUGGCCGUGCUGGCCGUCUUCGAGGAGAUCCACAUCAACGAGCUGCUGCACAUCUUGGUCUUUGGAGAGUCGCUGCUUAACGAUGCCGUAACUGUGGUGUUGUACCAUCUGUUUGAGGAGUUUUCCCACGCCGGCGUGGUGACAGUGGCCGACGCCCUCCUGGGGGUGCUGUGCUUCUUUGUGGUGUCCUGCGGGGGCAUCAUGGUGGGCGCCAUCUACGGCGUCCUGGGCGCCUUCACGUCCCGCUUCACGUCGCACUCGCGCGUCAUCGAGCCCCUCUUCGUGUUCCUCUACAGCUACAUGGCGUACCUGUCGGCCGAGGUCUUCCACCUGUCGGGCAUCAUGUCGUUGAUCGCGUGCGGCGUGGUGAUGCGUCCGUACGUGGAGGCCAACAUCUCGCACAAGUCCUACACCACCGUCAAGUACUUCAUGAAGAUGUGGAGCAGCGUGAGCGAAACGCUCAUCUUCAUCUUCCUCGGCGUUUCCACCGUGGCCGGGCCCCACGCCUGGAACUGGACCUUCGUGGUCGUCACCGUGGUCCUGUGCCUGGUCUCCCGAGUGCUGGGCGUCAUCGGCCUGACCUUCGUCAUCAACAAGUUCCGCAUCAUCAAGCUGACGAAGAAGGAGCAGUUUAUUGUCGCCUACGGUGGCCUGCGAGGCGCCAUCGCCUUCUCUCUGGGCUUCCUGCUGACCAACAAGAUGAAGGACUUGUUCCUCACCGCCAUCAUCACCGUCAUCUUCUUCACCGUCUUUGUUCAGGGGAUGACCAUCAGGCCUCUGGUGGAGCUUCUGGAAGUAAAGAAGAAGAAGGAAGGCGACGGCUCCAUUAACGAGGAGAUUCACACACAGUUCCUGGAUCAUCUCCUCUCGGGAAUUGAGGGCGUCUGCGGCCAUUACGGACAUCAUCACUGGAAAGACAAGCUGAGCCGCUUCAACAAGGCCUACAUGAAGAAGUGGCUGAUUGCGGGCGAUCGCUCCAGCGAACCGCAGCUGCUCUCCUUCUACAACAAGAUGGAGAUGAAGGAGGCCAUGAUGAUGGUGGAGAGCGGCAUCGCCUUCAGGCCGCCUUUGAUUGUGGCGAGCGAGGAACCCAAGGGGCCGUCCAGACGCAGGACAAACAUCUCCAGAGGUCGGGAGAAGGAAAUGCGAAAGAUGCUGCAAUCCAACAUGCAGAAGAACAGACAGAGGGUAGGAAAAAAAUGUGCCAAAAUCGGCGCGUUAAGAAAAAAACACUUUGCGUGUGUCCCUUCUAAAGGAAAUUUAGUCCUUAGACAAAAUAACUUGAUAUUAGUCUAUUUUGUCAUUGAAUAUAUUAAAGUUAGAGUACCAAUGACUGUCACACACACAUUAGGUGUGGUGAAAUUUGUCCUCUGUGUUUGACCCAUCCCCUCGAUC